This is a messenger RNA of Cloeon dipterum, 1101 nucleotides long. It is a transcript of the gene Sgt1, whose product is annotated as suppressor-of-G2-allele-of-skp1. The record is from RefSeq and is a predicted model, not a curated record. The transcript has 4 exons. Gene Ontology annotation, molecular function: protein-folding chaperone binding. NCBI's taxonomy places the organism in Eukaryota, Metazoa, Arthropoda, Insecta, Ephemeroptera, Baetidae. Bases 120 to 740 code for a protein of 206 amino acids.
AUUCCGAUCCAUUCUUGCAGCAUUACCAGCAUUUGCAGUCAACACGACACGCGCUCUAGGACCGCACAAAACGACAGCGGAGGAUAGCUUGUGGAAUUUCUAGAACCUGAGUCGAAAGGAUGUCCGAAGAGAGUUCUGUUUCCGUCCCGGCGGUCCGCGUCGAAUGGUAUCAAACCGAAACCCACGUCACUGUCCAAUUGAUGGCCAAGAAAGUGGACCCUGAGAAGUCUACAAUCGAAAUCUCAGCGAGACUGGUCAGAGUCGAUGCCAAGCUGCAAACCGGAGACGAGUACAAGAAAGACAUCGAUCUCUCUUUCGAAAUCAUUCCUGAACAAAGUUCCUUCAAAAUCAUGUCCACAAAGGUUGAACUGAAGCUGAAGAAGAAGGACGGAAUCCGCUGGGAGAAACUGGAAGGCGCGCCUGGCAUUGUGGUUCAGCAUCCGAUCGCACCUGUCGUGCUGCCCUCGUUGACCUCGAGCAAUGGACCACCCAAGUACCCGAGCUCGAGCAAAAAGCACAAAGACUGGGACAGUAUCAAAAUCGAGGAGGACAAAGAUGACGACAUCAAUCAACUCUUCCAGAAGAUCUACGCCGACGGCAACGACGAGAUCAAGAAGGCUAUGAAUAAGUCUUUCGUCGAGUCGGGUGGCACUGUCCUCAGCACAAACUGGAAGGAGAUCUCUGCUAGCAAGGUGAAUGUCCAACCACCUGAAGGCCAGGAAUUCAGGAAAUGGGACUAGCUGGCCUAGCUUAAUACUUCAUCUUAUUGUUUUAAUCACGCAACGCAAGCCCUCGUUGGCUUCAUGUAAAUUUUAAAUGUCUGAAUAAUCUUAACUUAGCGAUUAAGAAAACUCAUUGUCAUAAUUGUCGCGAGGUUGCUAGUGCAUCUGGUUUUGAAUGCAAGUGUUUCAAAUGCCUUCUUAGGUCUACUGAAAUUUGAAUAGCAACUCUUCGUGUGUAUCGAGUAAUUUUGACGGCUGGUGUAGCCUUUUACCUAAUAGCUCUAGAAAUUGACCGUGUGAAUGAUUGGGUAAUUUGGAUUGUGUAAAUGAAUUUGACAAACCGAAAAUAAAUUAGGAAAUCCACACUUAAUACUGGCAA